Molecule: messenger RNA, 3444 nt
Organism: Schizophyllum commune H4-8
Lineage: Eukaryota; Fungi; Basidiomycota; Agaricomycetes; Agaricales; Schizophyllaceae
Exons: 9
Coding region: 185-3403 (1072 amino acids)
Source: RefSeq, a predicted model, not a curated record
UGCAACUUAUCGACCAGAUAAGCGGCAGACGCCCUUGCCUCAGCGUCCAUUACGAGUGUGAGACAAACGGCGAUGAAUGACAGUUCGAGACAAGUCGCAGCAGCCAUGCAAACCGCGCGCUGCGCGCUUCGACGUCACGGCCGGCGCUCAUAAUUCAUACCACACCUUGUCUUGAACCGUCAUCAUGGCCACUGCUUCAUGUUCGACGACGACCGCAGAUGGGAAAAUUUUGAGAAGAGCAGAUCCCGGGACGAUCAAGGACAAGUUCAUGGUAGGCUAUCAGGGGUGGUUUACCUGUGCUGGCGAUGGGGAGCCGGUUCAUCGAGGUCAUCACGGCUGGCUGCACUGGUUUAACUACCCUAUCCCUCACGGCGGGCGACCCAACACAGAUCUGUGGCCCGAAGUAUCAGAGUACUCGCCAGAAGAGCUCUAUCCUGCACCAGGCCUUCAUUUCAGCAAUGGAGAGCAAGCAAAGCUAUUCUCCUCUCGUCACCCGCGCACCGUACAACGGCACUUCCAUUGGAUGGCCGAGCACGGCGUCGACGGCGUCUUCUUGCAGCGCUUUGCAUCGCAUUGCGCCGAGGGGAAAGAGGACCUCCGCCGCAUGCGCGAUGAAAUAACCAUCCGCGUGAGGGAGGCGGCCGAGAAGGAGGGAAGGGUGUUCUCUAUCAUGUACGAUGUGACAGGAAUGGCACCGGAUCGUAUAGAAGGCAUCAUUAAACACGACUGGGCACACCUCGUCCACGACCUAAACAUCCUCGAGAGCCCGAAUUAUCUUCGUGAUAGGGAACGCCCUGUCGUUGCGCUCUGGGGCUUCGGCUUCGACGGGGGCAAGUUCGACCCCAACACCGUGCGCGACAUUAGCCACUGGCUACGCCACUUUACUCCAGGCGGCGCCUACCUCUUCGGUGGCGUCCCAACUUGCUGGCGCACGGCCGACAACGAUGGUGACAGGAAUCCUGACUUCCUGAAAAUCUUCCUUAAUGAGUUCGAUGCAAUCUCGCCAUGGCUUGUCGGACGGUUCCGCACCGAGGAGGACGCGACACGCUUCGCGGAAAAUCGAAUGAAGGACGAUGUUACGCUCAUCAAUGAGACGAAUGAGGAGUUUGCGAAGCAUGGGGUCGACCGGAAGAUAGACUAUGUCCCAGUUGUAUGGCCAGGAUUCUCGGGCCUCAACCUCUCCGAGGGCAAAUGGCAGCUGAACAUGGUCAAGCGGAAUGGAGGACGCUUUUUGUGGCAACAGAUCGUCAAUGCGAAGCGGCUGGGCGUCCGUAUCCUGUAUGGCGCAAUGUGGGAUGAAUACGACGAGGGCACUGCGUUCCUCCCCGUAGUUGAGAAGUCACGGAACCUGCCCAAAACCGAGGACGAUAAAUUUCAGUUCCUCGCUUUGGACGCAGACGGUUAUGACCUUCCGAGCGAUUGGUACAUGCGUAUUGCAGGCUUCGCGGCGGAGGCCUUGAGGAGCGAGAGGAUGGUGCAUGACUCGUUCCCGGUCAAGGAGCUGCAAGACUACUGGGCAGGCAGGCCGAGAUACGAGAGCCCGGCGAAACGCCGCGAGACCCUGGAUAUGAUUGAAGGAGCAGGCGCGUCCGGGUCGGGUUUUGGUGGAGGCGGUGGCGGAAGUGGUGGCGGGCAGUCAUACGAAGAGUGGCUGGCCGCCAACAAGGAGGUCAAGGACGAGGCGCCGCCACCGCCGUAUACCUUGGAGGCCGAAGAUGAGCCGGCUGGUGCAGGCUCUGCGGAGACUAUCGUCCCGCAGCCGGGGACAGCGACGCAAGGAGCAUCGAAUGCGUCGUUUCCACAGGUUGCUCCUGCAACUACGAGGCCUAGUGCAUCUCCACCACCCUCUGUGCCUGCUGCUACGCGACCCUUGCAGGCAGAUCCUGUGAGCGCCUCGAUCAAUGCUCUCGCGGACGACCUCGCUCGUCAAGACUUGGCCGGCGCUUCCGCGUACUACAACUCGGCGCCUGCACCACCGCUGAGCACUUCGCCUCAGCCGAACAUGCCACCGCGCCCGAGCAUGUCCCCGCAGCCCAGUUUGCCGCCUCGUCCUAGCACGUCACCACGUCCUACUAGUAGCACUUCUCCCCGACCGCCCGCACCCCCCAUGCACCCGGCGCACCCUGGUUCUGCGAGUAUAUUGCCUCGGCCGCAGGGGCCGUAUCAGCCGCCCCCGUCACAUCCAGCGAGGCCGGCCAACACGACUCGUCCGACGCCACCUUUAGCUUCAAGACCGUCUGCAUCUGCUUUGCGUCCGCACCCAACGAGCGCUUCUCGACCUCCGCCGCCGCCUGUCGUACGGCAUGACUCUCGCCCGGGAAGCUCACAUCAGCCUGAUUUGCCGGCGCGUCCCGGGGGACAUCGCCCGCCACCAGUAUCAGUGUACCCAGGAAGCCCAACGCAUUCGACGUUCGCAGUGCAGGGCUCGUCGAGCCAUUCGCUGCCAACUAGUCCGCAUGCCAUACCGAGCGGUCCGGGUGGCAUGGCCGGUGUUGGCACGGGUCAGUUAUCGUACAUGCAUAGUGCGCCGCCCAUGGCGGGCUCGUCGUCUCUGCCCGCAUCUUCUGGACCAGGCUCGCUGUCGUUCCCGACGGCCAUGGUGGGCGCGAGCGAUAAUCUCAGUCCAGUUUUUACACCUCCAGUCAUGCCGCACUCGCCAGGGUCGCGUCCUUCGUCACCUUACCAUAGCGGCUCCUCAUCGUUUCAAGCCUCUUCGCCGUAUCAGGCGGCAUCGUCGCCAUAUCAGUCAAGCUCGUCAUCGUACCAGCCCUCGUUAUCAUCGUACCCUUCGUCACCGUACCAGCCGGGCUACAUGAACAACCCUCCACCGGCCAGUCCCGCAUUUGGAGCGGCAGGGUCGAGCUAUCCCGGGUCCUCCUCAACGUCGACCUACCCAGGGGCAUCGACGUAUCCUGGCCAAGAGGCAGGAUCAUCCCAAUAUCCAAGCCUGGGGUCAACCUCGCAGUAUCCUGGUGGUCCUGCACCUUAUGGAGGUCCGAGCGCGCCUCCAGCUGGCUACGGACACACCGGUGGCUCGUCGUACCCGGGGAUGCAACCAACACCACCUGGCGGCUCAUCGUAUCCGGGCGGGCCGAGUGGGAGCUCCCAACCGGAAUUGCCCUACGUACCAUACCGCCACCACCAUGCAGCAGCCAGUCCCAGCCCUGCCAAUGUUCCUGCAGCUCCCGGCACCCCUGCCCCUCCGCAAGCACAGCAAUCGACUCCUGGAGGAUCAAACUACGUGAAUUACGCUCUUGAUGCUGUGGACAAGUUCGGUGGACGCAAAGCACGAGACCGCGUGGAUAGCGUGAUGACUAGUGAGCUGUUACUGCUGUCGAUGAUCCUGGUCUCGCUGAUGACAUUGCUAGCGGGGAGCAAGUUGCUCGGCAGGUUUACGAAGUGAACGCGCAUGGCACGCAUCUAAACCAGUUAUUUCCUGUCUUG